GUAACCGCAGAUUAUUUUCGCCGCGUAAUGGAAGGUCUUCAAAAUGGACGAUAAACGGAAAUCAUUACUCUCUUUAGGCGUGGGGUGUCUCCUAUUCUCAUGCUCUAUAUGGUGUGUUGCUGGAGAUGUACCAGACGGCCGCGUUUUCACGGAUCUCAACAAAGCCAUCAAAAAAGGGGACGAUAUCGUUCUAAAAUGUGAGUUUUACCGAGUGCCCGUUGCUGUCUACUGGAAGAAAGGCGAUGAACUCGAAACUGCGGACAAUCUUUUCACCUGGGUAAAUAUGGAAGGGACGAGAAAAACAACCGGACUAUGUACCCAGGACAGCCGGUGUGACAUGGCUUCGAACUAUUCACUGACCAUCAGAGAUGCCCGGAUAGAAGAUGAAGGUCGAUACAUAUGCCGGGUAUCGAACUACCUUGGUAUCCUGAUGUACAACCAAACCGAUGUGAAGAUCUAUGCUCCACCACAAGAACCAUUUCCAACUAUCAACCAGUGUACUGAUACAGUAUCACCUGGCCUAAAUACAACAGAGCCAUCAUGUCGUGUCCUGACUAAUACAACCAUCGUCUUAACUUGCUCAGUGACGAAUUACUAUCCACAGAUAGACCUUUUCUUCUUGCAUGGUUCUCAGAAGAUGAAUGCUGUUGCCAAGGAAUGGGGUAAUGAUGACGGGACGAAAAAUAAGUCUAUUUCCAUUGAAGCCCAACCAAGUCAAACUCAAUACAUUUGUGUUGCUUCUAAUAUUCCUGGGACAGGAGAACAGCAAGCCGCAACGAUCUUCGUGGAGUCAUCGACUGGAAUGCCCUCGGUUACAGGAACGAGUAGAGCAUUCACAACUGUUGAUAUUACGAAAGAAGAAAGAACUGGUAACCGUGCAGCUAAAAUUGUUGUUCCACUGUUCGUCCUUAUUCUUCUUGGAGCGAUUGCAGUGUUUCUUCGGUUGAAACGUCUUGCGUGUUUUCGGCAGAACACUUUUGAUGGCACGACAACAACGGAUCGUACUAUCGCGAGAAAUGAUGGCCAGGAAAGUAUCCCUAUGAUUGAACAAGCACAUAUUGAUGGUGAAAUAUCCUUCUACGAACUCUGGUCACUCGCGUAUGACACAUCGAUCAGUGAUAUGAAGAAAUUACAUCAGGCCCUUCUUAAUCUUGGUAUUAAGGAUGCAACAGAAGAGAUGAGGGCACCUGAAGUAUACAAUCUUCUCUGCAAAUGGAAAGAUGAACAUAGAAGCGAUAAACAUGCCAACAAACUUCAAUCAGCGUUGCAAAAUGCAAAUUUUGGGACGCGAUGGCAGAAUCUAUGUGAGCAGCGAAAACAAACGGAUAAAAAAGUUCCACAGGCAACCGUAGAACAGAUAAUAACAGACAUUGUAGAUCCCCAGAAAAUUCAACAACUUCUUCGUAAGCUUUACGCUGGUGGAGCUGAUUUACCUAAUUUACAUGGAAAUGUAAAAGACCAAAAUGAAGCAAUAAAGUUGUUCAUGGAAUGGCGAUGCAGCCGUUUCGUUGAAAACCCGAAUGCUGUCCUAAGCCUUGCUUUAGCUAAGUCUGGAUGCUCAGAUAUCAGCAGGAACUUUUUCGCCGGAAUGAUAUCGUUUCCCGAACUUUGGAAAUUGAGCCGGAUGAUGGUUCAACAUGGGUGUGGUGCACAGGCUAUAUUUGACAACCUUAGUUUGGAAGCAGGAGAUAGGCUGACAGAAGAAGAGAUAUAUGUUGUUCUGUGUGAUUGGAAAAGGCAAAGCACAACGGUUCAUCAAGGAAAGCUAUUACUUGAUGCACUAACGAAGGCUAAUUUCAAGGAAGCAUGGAAAGAUAUAAUGGAACUCAGAGAAAUGGGGAGAACAAAUGUCUUAGAGGACACAAUCGAACAUAUCCUAUGGCAAAUAAAAGAUCCUGGCAAACUUGGACGCUUCAUACAGAAGGUAACUGGCAAAAUCUCAUCUGAUGGUGACUCACAAAUAAUUCAUCACAGCGACAUCAAGGAGGCAAUGAAACAUGUAGUAGAAUGGAAACAACAAGAUCUUGAUGAGAACCCAAUUAUCUUGCUAAGUCAUGCUCUGGAGAAGACUGAAUGUAGACCAAUAGACAGAUUAUUUUUCAAAGUGCCACAUCACCACAUAGUUGACCUCAUCGACAGUGAGAUUGAAGGGUUUACCGACAGGUUGACGAGUCGACACGUUAAAUCUUUGUUGCAGUGUGUAGAUAUCGACUUGAAAGAGGACGCAAUAGUUACUGCAAAUAAAGCCACCCUGUUCGAAACGGAGGCGAUGGUAAAUGACUGGAUCAGACAAGCGGCAUGCAGCAAUUACGAAAAAAAGUUGAAGCUUCGUGAGGCAUUAGACAGCAUUGGUCGACAAGACAUAAAAGAUGAGCUGUGGAAAGACCUUAACCCUGGCAGAGACCUGGGAAUUCAACAUGGAAGAAGAUCAUCUGGCCAUUUAAAACAUGUAAAAGUUAACACCGUGAAGACUCCGGAUAAUCUGCUCAGUGACUCCAUCAAUGACGAGGUUCUUAGAAUCGCUGCCUGCCUUCCCACAUAUAAGCAUGACAAAGUCAAACGAGCUUUCGGAGGAGACCAAGAAGGUGGUACUUAUGCGGAUGUGAUAGGAGCGUAUGCUCGAGGUUGGAUGACAAAGCAUCCGAAAGAGAACGUUGAGAAUAAACUCCGUGAAAAGCUGAAAUCAGCAAAAGUUAUGGACCUUCUCACCACGAGGUCGAACAACGUAGGUCUAUGCGAGUUACUUGACAUUGCCUUCCGCCUACUCCUCGAAGAUGUGUAUCCGCUAGCGAAGGCUCUUGAUAUUUCUGACGAGACAUUAACAAAAUACAGAGUCCAGUACGCACCUGACCAUCUCACUAAGGGAACUACUGCUGUAUUAAUAAAACUUCAUGACUUCAUCAAAGGAGAUAGGAAGAAAUUAAGGGAAGUUCUUUCAAAGAUUGGAUACAAGGACAUAGCCGUAUUAAUUGGAUGUGGUCAUGAAACAUCUCUAGCUGAUGCAUUUGCACUAUUUAAGAAAUCAAAGGAUUAUCAAGAAGCUCUAAAUAGAAUUUCUAAGAACUUAGGAAUGGGCCAAAGGAGCAGUGUGAUUACCAUAAUAAGAGAUUGGAAGUUCAUGGUCCAUCCACCAACUUACAAUUCAAGAACAUCUCUUGCUGAUGCAAUCUAUCCCGUCCAAGGUAAAGACAUAGCUGAUGGAAUCCUCUUCGGGACUUACCUUGGAGAUUGCAGUAAGAACGCAGCUGUCUUUCAGGAGUUAAUCAAUAAUAUAGAGUCUUUCGAGCCAUCAUUGGUCAGGAAGAUCCUCGAAGUUAGAGAGCCAAAGAAGUUGCCUGAUCAAGCGCUCCAAACCGAUAAUGAAGUUGCAAUCCCGGAAGAUGACAGCCAGCGAACAGUUGAUACAGACAGGGCUAAAGAGAUAUCGAUUGAUUCUUCAACAGAUCCUACAUCAGAGCACAUUAAGCUUAAUAGUGGUAAAGAGACAGAAUCGGAUCGUACAGAUGAUGUCGCCCAGUACAAAUUAGCGGUCACAAUGAAAUUAGCUCAGAUUCUUGAUAUACCGACGACAAAGUUAUGGGAAACCCAAGAUAUCUCUCUCAUGCAUGUCCUCGAGACCUGGGAAGAAAUGUUCAGAAAAAAUCCUAUGGCAAGGGAUGAAGAGAUAGAGCUGAGUAACAGACUCCUAAAGGCUGGGUUCAAGGAACUAGCAUUGGAAAUAAUUAUCGGUUUCACACCGAGGUCCAAGAAGCAAAGAGAGAAAGACAAAGCAAACUCCCUUAAUGGACCGCAUGGUCAAAGCUUACAUCGCGACCAUCAAAACACAUCCAAGCUAAAGGUCGAUGAGGACCAUAAAGACAUCGGACGCAAUAACAGCGAUCAAGACACAUCAGCAGGUGUUAUGUCAAAAUCACACCAGGAAGACCAUGCAGAUCACGACGGAAAAAAUUAAAACCUGUGGUUAUUGUUUGUACCCCCCCCAGAAAAAACGUGAAUGUCACUAUUGAAUUUCAUUGGUAGAUUAUUUUAAUUCAUGUUCCACGAAAGGGUAGUGGUGUGAAAGAUAUAAUCUUUAAAAAUAUGUGUUUUUGUUGGGUAAAAUUUACCGAUUUUGCAUCAUUCAGAGUUUAGUUCGAGUGGAUGCCCGAUCAGAAAAGAACAUCUACGUAUAUUUUUUUCUUGUUCAUAUAAAAAACCUUCUCAAGCAUAAAAUACGUUGAAAAUUGAGCAGCUUUCUAAUAUCAAAUUACUAGGUAUGUAAGGUAAGUGAUCAAACGCCAUUAACAAAUAAAAAUCAAAUCAUAGCCUAUAGAGGGUGCUAGACUUAAAUUCAAAUCCUAACGGCCGGAAAAUGCCAAAUUGAAAUUCUGUUUAGUAAGAAAAUGCAUUCAUUGACUACUGCGCCAUGGUAUUAUUCCCCAUUUUUCGCUGUUGCAACGCAGAUGGACUUUACGACGGUAUAUUGAUUUUGGAAGGGACUUUUGGGCCCGUCGUCAUGGUCGUAAAACACUGUUCUGCAAUGUAAGUUGUGUGACAUGAUAAUUUUUUUCGUUCCGCAUCUGCAACGGAAAACAUUCAAUCUGCGUUUCGUGUGCAAAAUUAUGGUUGCUACUAUGGUAACAGCGAUAAAUCCGAUUUAGGACGACUUUCCAGAGCCAAAUUUGGUACCUCCCAGAGCUCAAGAGGCCGCCCGGGGGGCAACUUCCACUGACGAGUUGAUAUCAGCCGCGACCACGCGUAAAAAAGGGAAAGAGUGGGCAGGUACCUACGUAUAGGCCUAUAUGUAACGUUAUAAGGGUGUCAAAACGAUGUUUAAAAUACUGAAAAGGGGAUAUAAUACUUGUAGGGUUUCACAAGCCAAAUACUUGUUAAGAGAUGCAUUUUCAUAAUCUGGAAAAGACUUGCUUCCCUGUUUAUGGUGCUUUUCGAAAUCCCAUGGUCGCGCCUGGUAUCCACUCGUCAAUGGAAGUGGUCCCCCGAAAAUUUGAGUCUAAUCCCCCAUUUGGGGGGAAAGUAAAACAUAAUGCCCAUAGAGGCAUAUCGUUUGUGUAGAAGGAGCAAGGAAAAGAAAAAACCGCAAAGUCGGAUGGUUUUCAGACCGAUAGGCCUAUUGCAUACGCUGUGUACAUAUCAACACAUGCGAAAUGGUUUAGCUGGAUAUGACCAUGGAAUCAAUUGCCAGAGAUCCACCGAUAAUCCACAUUAGAUGCAACAUCGAUUCGAUGGACUGUAUUGAUUUAUAUCUAAGUUUGAAUUCAGUAAGUUUCUCCUCACUCAAUAUGUACUCGAUUUGUUUGAAAAACUACUUUCUUUAAUAUCCAUGUCAUAAUAUACGAUUCGCAUGUCUCCAGCCAGCUGGAGUCAUGAUAGUCAUGAUAGUACAGCCCUGCCACGAGCUCAGGCGGGCGUAUGCUAUGAUGACCAGUCGUACAUGCAUGAAAGCGGGAUUUUGACAAUUUGGAAUGGCAUGCUGGUAUCGCAUGAAAGAAUUUUGCACACGAAAAGCAGAUUUAUAGGGCCUGUAAUAUAAAGCUCAGCAAUUAUUGUGGAACACUUUCUACGUUGGAUUCUAUUGACUAUGAUGUACAAUCAAUCUUGAAAAUCGAGUCUGUGAUUAAUCGUUAAAUUUUGUGUUACCGGAUCCUAAUGUCGCGUUCCAGAGGUUUGCGAAAACUCGCUAUUAUUGGGGGACAAGAAACGUAGAGAAAAUUGCAUCGGAAACUUGUAAACGUAGUGGUGAGUGUUGGCAACAUUUAGAAUCACUAAUAAAAGCAGGGCUCCCGACAUUUUGAGCUGUACAUGAUCUAAUGAUCAAACCAGAAAUUAAAUUGUAUAGUAAAAAUUUACAGUAAGUAUAAGAGAAUAAAGAGAACCGAAGCGACAUCAACAACAAAGACUCCUGAGUCAAGUAUUAUCAUCGAUUAGUCACAGUAGAACCGACCUCUUUAUUGUCCAGAUAUGCUUGUCAGUAUGUUCACAGACGUAUUAUAUGAAUAUGUAAACAUGAGUGUCGAUCUAUUUUUAAAGGAAAUGUGAAUUGUUUUAGAACAUAUUUUCCAUAACGCACGCUAAGCAUUGCUACCUAGUUUUGAAGAGCCAUUCUUAUUCUAUCAAAAGGUUUGGUUCAUCUUUAGAACGGCAUUGUAAUGAAAAUUAUAUUUCUCUAGUAUUAAUCGGAGUAUCGGUCUAUUGAUAAAAUUGAUAUGGAAUGUUAAUAUUUAUUAUGAUUAAUUAUAAACAGCUAUUUGUCACU
Molecule: messenger RNA, 6253 nt
Organism: Lytechinus pictus (painted urchin)
Lineage: Eukaryota; Metazoa; Echinodermata; Echinoidea; Temnopleuroida; Toxopneustidae
Exons: 17
Coding region: 44-3952 (1302 amino acids)
Cellular component (GO): plasma membrane
Source: RefSeq, a predicted model, not a curated record